UACUGUGCCAAUCACCAUCCAUGCGUGUGCGCUCUGUGGUUCCUGUUGUGACGGUUCAGCCGGUGAGGAUGACAGCCCGUGAGGUGUCGUACCGGGGCCAGGAGUUCGAAGAAUGACAACGGACGAAUGGAGAACGAACACCUGUGAUAUCUAAAGGCCCAGAGUCCCGACUGAACCAUGAAACUCGCCGCUGUGGCCUUUUACGGAUUCGCUCUGGGGCUUCUAGCGGUUGGCCUGCGAGAGUUGCUGACUGGCUUCGAGGAGAACCGAUGCAGUAUGACCUACAUGUUCGAGUACCCGGAGUACCGGCGCGUUGCUCUGCCUCGUCGGGUGGCCAGGCUGUACCCAGCAUACGGCCUCUACCUGUACGGGGAGGGUCUGUAUGCCCAGGAGACCCGCGCCCUCAAACUCACCGGUGCCCCUGUGCUCUUCCUGCCUGGAAACGCAGGCAGCCACAAACAAGCUCGCUCCCUGGGCUCGGUGGCUUUGAGGAAGGCUGAAAACGUUGAGGACGGUCUCCACUUCAACGUGUUCACUGUGGACUUCAACGAGGAGCUGGUGGCCCUCUAUGGCGGCAGUCUGCUCAGGCAGACCCACUUCCUGCAUGAGAGCAUUAAGGCCAUCCUGAGGCUCUACAAGCACCUGAAGUCCCCCCCUCAGAGUGUGGUGCUGGUUGGUCACUCCAUGGGCGGAGUGCUGGCCCGGGCGCUCUUCACUUUGCCCCGCUUCAACACCAAUCUGGUCGGCCUCAUUGUUACCCAGGCCUCCCCCCACCUGGCUCCGGUGCUGGCCCUGGACCCGUACCUGCUGGAUUUCUACUCUGCAGUCAGACAGAAGUGGGUGAACCAGGCAAAAAAGCUCAGGAACGUCACAGUUCUGUCUGUUGGGGGCGGUUACCGUGACUACCAAGUCCGCUCCGGCCUGACAUCCCUGCCUUGUACCCCAGGAGACCCCAAUAAGCUGUCCCUAGUGGCAACUGCUGUUCCCAGGACUUGGGUGUCCACUGACCAUCUGUCCAUCGUUUGGUGCAAAGAGCUUGUUCUCGCUACUGUUCGGGCCUUCUUUGACCUCAUCGAUCCUGAAACCAGACAGUUCACAGUUAACCCGGAGAAGAAAAUGGCUGUACUAAAACAUCACUUCGUCAGACACCCUGUCCGGAUGCUGGGAGAAACUGAAGACAUCUCCAUCUCAGAUUUUCCUGAUGAAUGGAGUGAAGUUAACACACUGCGCCUGGCUUACAGCACACCGAAGGAAGGACAGGUCAAGUACUUUCGGUUUGCCCUGUCGAGUCGCAGGAAAGCCUACAGCCAUUUCUACUGCCGGAGCAACAACAUGGAGAUGACAAGCUGGGUGUACGGCUGCGUGCACAAGAACAGCUCUUCAUGUGUGCAUGCAGAGGAUCUGUCUACGGAAACUGAGCUUCUGCCCCCCUACAAGAUCCUGAUUCUGAGUCUGAGUGAUUUGGCUUCAUUUACUCAUCUCGUUGUUUCUGCCUCCAACCUCAACGGCAAGCAGUUCACGGUGGAAUGCGAGUGGCAGAGACAAGAGUCUCAGACUCUGUCCGUCCCAGUGCCACAUGUCCUGUCCUUCGGUUUCACCGUCAGCGACGUUUCUCUCAACUCGUCUGGACUUCUUCACACCAUCAAGCUGCAGCACUUUCAUCAGGUCUAUCAGGCUUUCCGAAUUACUGUUGCAAGCCAGUGCAAAGUAAAUAAAGAUCGACUGCCCAAUGUGUACAGAAUCCACGUGCCGUGGUUUGGAGAGGACUCUUUAACCACAGUCAGUGUGCCAUCAGUGACCGAAUUCUCAGGGAUGCUCCACACAAGUCGUCCGGACAACUCCUCAGGUGUCCUCCUUCAGCUCCACACUGCUCCCAACUGCCAGUAUAAGGUGUCAGUGAGGACUUCACUACCCCGGGUGCUGGGACAGAUACUUCGGUUCUGUGGUCCCAUGGUGCCGGUGUACACAGCUGUAACUCUGCUCCAGGCCUGUGGGGGGCAGCUGUCCUCCAUCCUGAAUAGGAGGCGAGCUGCAGACAUGAGCCUGGUGGUCGCCAAAGGCCUGCAGCCGCACAAAGUCAAUCUGCCUGUCUAUCUUGUGCACAUCUUACUUGGCUGCAGCUGGUUUCAAGAGGUCUGGUCAUUUCUUUACUUCCCCCCUAUGGAUGCCCUCCCUCCAACCCAGCCUGAUGUUGGAUCUCCUGAAGGCGUGCCUCCAGUGGAAGAAUGGCCCUUCCUUCUGUCCCCCUUACUUUACAUCUUGGGAGCAACCGUGGCAUACUGGGGCAGCACACUCCUCCGUUUCAUCAUGCGCCUGAUAUCAGUAAUAUUAGCUCCACUGCACAGGCCAUCUGUCACUAGAGACUGUGGCACCCUGCAACUCCGGACCCAGCUCCUCGUCACUCUGUGUCUGAUAGUUAUGGGAGGGGUGUCCUGUGGGGCGCUGGCUAUCUUUGCUGCCUUUCUGCUCCACUUUUACCGGUUACUGCGGCUGCAGAUGACUGAAAGGUCCUUGAGUCACAUGCUGAAUCUGGCCCCCGAGAAGCACAAGAUAGCUGAGAACGGCACAGUCGAUUCAGAAUCUCUGCGCAAGUCUAAAGAAUGCAAUGGUGCCCCCCUGCUGUCUGAGUGUGCUCUGCAGGAGGUCAGGGACGAUUUGCAGCUCCAUCUCUGCCUGUCGGCGCUAUCCACACUCCCAGUGAUGCUCAUCGCACCCUCACUCAUCCACUGGAUCCGCAACCUGAGGUAUUCCACCCAGCUAGAUCCUGACCCUUGCUGGCCAAGCAGUGUGCCUCUGAUCAUUGUGUACAUCCUGCUGAUAAACUGCAACACCUUAAAAAUCAGCAACAGCAAACUCCUGCCUCUGAUGUCCUGCCUCCCCCUCCCCUUGUCCAUCGCCAUGGUGACCUUCUCUCCGCUGCACCUCUACAGAGUCACCCACUUCCUAUUGGCGGCACUCGUCCCUGUAGCCUUGUGCUGCAUGCUCUGACGGUAUCUGUCCCAUUCCAGUCUGCCCCUCUACCAUAACAAGCCUUUCUCUAAAUUACAGCCUGAUGCGCUGAACCGGCUCGAGAGAGCUUUGUUCGAGGAGGACGUGCUCUAUCCUGCUGCCAUGGAGUAGAGCCAUAAACAUACAUAGCUUGGGGAACUGUGUGCUCAAUGUUGGCACUAAAAGCUCCUCGGCAAUUACACUACGUUUUCAAAUGAGAGGAUGUAACGGCCUUGGAACGUUUGGUGUGAAUAUGGCUCUGAAGGAUUGACCUGAAACCAAGUUUGCCUUUCUCUGUAUAUUUAUAGCUCUGCCUUCAAGGAGCAACAACUCCACAACCAAUGAAGCUACUGAUACUAUAGAUUCUUACCAGUGUGUUGAAAUGUGCUCUUUUUCUUGUGGUUCCAAUUGUCUCCGGUUGCAUUGUUCACUGCGGUCACUUUGCUGUUAACCCUUCACUCCCUACUGCUUAGACGGGACAAGAUAACACACUUUAUCUUUACUUUUUGACUGUUAAAGCACACAAAACAGUGGCUUCGGUGCAUGUGAAGGAUCUAAUCCGUUACGCAUCUUUCACAAGAACAAAGUUAGGAUCUACUCCAUGUUCUCUAAGAUACUGUUGUGUAGCUAAACACAGUUUCUGUAGGGGUGGUCAGGCUGCACGAUGUAUUCAUUUCAGGGUGGCAGAUAAAUCUGUCUUGUUGCUUUUUUUUUUUUUCAGUCUCAUUGACUGAAGAAAAUUGAAUAGUUGACAUGCCAUACACAACGUUCACAUUUGAAUCUAUAUCAACAUUCAAAUGCUUUCUUUUUUUAGCAUGUCAAUCUACUCUGUUUACACAAGGUAUGUCUGCACAGUUCCAGUUAUAGAUUUAUUUCAGUUGUACAAUCCAAACUUUUCCAACAAUGACAAAUAUAGAUCGUUUCCAGAAAAAACACUGCCGUGAUCUAAUGAAAUCUUUUUCAAAAAAGCUAUUUCACUGCCGUCAAAUCUGCUGCAAACAAAAGCACCUGUAUUAUAAACCUUCGGCCUAUUUGCUCUUUCGUUCCCUGACUCAGCGAAAGGCUUCUCUAAAAUAAGCGCCUAAUAGUUUUCUGGUCAGAAAUAAGAGUGAUUGGGGUUUUUUCCACGUUUGUAAGAAAUGAGCCAAGAAAUGAAAGCAAAUAUGAGAUAAUUAGGAAAUUUUGCGGUUUUUGCAUUGGCAAAAGGCUCGUCAAAAAACUCUUAAUGGCUCUAAAUAUAAACAUUUUGAUCCAACAGAAGCAUUUUAAACGGCAUGAAGAAGCUCUGGGGUGUCCUUCCACACUCUGAGAGGUCUGAGAGGCGCUUUAGGCCCCAGCGUUAUACCAGUGACACCUGUCAUGAAGAUUUUUAUAGGUUUAAAAUGGCCUAUUAGUUCUGCCUUCUUUCUGGCUGGUCUUAUUCCUUUUUUUAUUGUGGCACCCCACCCAUUUGCUGGGUAAAAUUAAUUUAUACGUCUCAUGGGGAUGUAUGUGUUCAUUAUAUGUACAUAUCUAUAAACCCUUUUUUUUAAUAGAUCAUGGUUUACAGCAUAUUAUUUAACUAAGGAUAUUAAAGUAGAAUGGACAUGACACAUUUAGAAUUCUUUCUGUAUUGAUUUCAAUUUUUGUGUUGCGUAUGUGUUGUUCCCCAGCCAAUUAAUCACUUGUGCUCAAGUAACCUAUUUGUACAUCGUAUUGCUAGAUGGUCUAAUUGCUAAAUGAUUAAUUGUGGUUCAAUCCCCCCCCCUCCCCCACAUGACCGUGGCCAAAGUGGAGGAAUGCACAAGUGUUGACUGGUAAAAAGGCAAUGAGGUGAUUGGGCUCGCAAGGUUCAAAAAGCAGAUUACGUAUUUUCUCUGGGCCUGGGAUUUAUGGUCAGUGAGGAUUAUGGGAUGUCUGUAGUGCUGCAGCACAUCCAAACUUCGAUUUGAGAUUUAAACAGCCGCUUCAAGCUCCAUAUUGGGACUGGAGUUGCUGCUUUGUCGGUUAAUAAGUAUCCUGUAUGUAAUGGUUCCUGGUCCUAAUGGCAGGUGUACAGGUGAGUACUGUAAUGGAUACCAACACCUUACUCUUUGUAAGUUUUUGAGUUUUUCAUCACACAUCACAGAACUACUGGGCUGGGUGUCAUUUUGAAAGUUUUGAAAUAAGAAAAAAUACUUGAAUGCUUUUUUUAAGCUUGUCCCACUAUAAUGUGGGACAAGCUUAAAAAAAGCAUUCAAGUAUUUUUUCAAGACCUUCAAGAAUAAAUUAGAGGACCAGUUUGGAGCUGUUCCUUAUUUCUCAUGUCAACAAAAGCCAACAGUACACAAAGCCUUUUGCUUCCGACUGAUGAUGUUGCAAAAAAAAUGAAUGCCCACAAAUGUAUUAUGUCUUUGUUCAGUAAUGCCCUGAAACAGCUGGCCACUGUAGUGUUUAUUGAAUGUUACUUGAAUGGGAGUUAAUAGUGGAUAAUCAAUGGUUGGUUUAGGUCUUAUGGGAUUUGUUGACAGGAAAAUAUCAGACCAGAGGACAGGUGUUCUAUGGGGAGGAGGAGGUCUCAUUCGGUAUAUUUUUGCUUCAGGCCGGCGUAACGAUUGCUGUGCGUCUGCGUGUGUGGUUUCAGCAUGUAAGCCUAACCGUUUCUUUCUGCCGAUGACUCGAGAAGCCGGUUAACUCUUGCGGGUGCUCUCACUGCUUAGUUGUGGACUUUCAUAACGUUCCAUUUACAUUUUUUACAAAACAUGCAAGUUAAAAAGAAACUACAAGUGGCAGAUGAGAGAUUGAUGUAUCACAACUGAACCUCAGCUUUGUUUCUCCUCGACGCCAUGUGCUUUAAUAACUGCCUCUCGUCCUCCUGCUGUUGCUCACACCCCCUCAUGGCAGUGAAGCAGCUGCUGUGCCUUUCUGCUUCCUUGUGCUUAUGCAGCAGUGCGUCUCACACCCGCCCUUCAGUCCUCAGCACCAGUCUCUCUGCCCGUAUGUCUGGCUCUGUCCCAGCGAUGUCACACCAGUGCAAACACUGAAGAAGAGUUGAUAAAGGAAGCGUGCAGCGAACAGCUGCUGCUCCCUGAAUGUACUGGCAUUGCAUGUGUUCACGUGCGUUUCACUAGUCGCUUGUGAUGUAAGUGAUCAGCUUCGCUGUGCACGUGUCCGUUUGGUGCCGUUGUAGUGUUUGAGGUGCACAUCGGGCCUUGUGAAGUGGUGGUACGUGUGACUUUGUUGAAGAAAGGUUUUCAAAUUUUUUGUAUGAAUUGAAAUGGUUUUAUCGGUGUUCACUGUGAUCAUGUCCUAGUUGCAGAACGACACAUGAGGUUGUGUUUUUUUGUCUCACAUUUAAGUAAUGAGGCCUUUAGAUUCAAUCAGAAUGAAGAUAAAUCUUUAACGAUUCAGGAUUCUUUAGGAAUCAAAGUCUAAGCACUCCAUAUUAAAUACUGCCAUUUUUUUACAGCGCCAUGUUGAAGUGCAGCUGUGAGAAAUGUGUCCAUACAUUAACUAUUAAUUUGUGUUCCAUUGUAAAUUAUGGAUGCUAACCAAAACUGAAGUCUCUGAAACUAUAAAAUGAUUUUUUUUCAUUGUCUCUGUGGUGAUAUGGAAGUAAACAUUUUUUUAAAUGUUCCUACUCUUUAUAAGUGCUUUACAGUCUGGUAACCCCAUCAGCUUUUCUUUAUUCUGCUUUUGCCUCGAGUGACUUUAAAAACCUGUAACCUCCACCUGGCUGCUCCUUGUGCUGAAAUAAAUAGCCUUCCGACCUUUGUGAAGAUACUACAACAAGCUGCCAGGUGAUCGAAUAAAAAAUGCACCAUACCCGAGGGGUUGUUUUUCUAUUUUCUUGUGGGGCUUUGGUGUGGAAGAGUAUUUUAUCCUCAGGUUCAGGCAUUAUUGUGUCAAAAUUGAUUGCUUUGAUGUUUUUAUAUUUCUCACAUUUUUAUCUGUCAUUGUAAAUGUGAUACCUGUGCACUUUUGGCACUAUUGUUGUUGCAAUAAAAAGAGAAAUGACGAGU
Pungitius pungitius (ninespine stickleback) is the source of this 6968-nucleotide messenger RNA. It is a transcript of the gene pgap1, whose product is annotated as post-GPI attachment to proteins inositol deacylase 1. Gene Ontology annotation, molecular function: phosphatidylinositol deacylase activity. Gene Ontology annotation, cellular component: endoplasmic reticulum. The transcript is spliced from 26 exons. Lineage: Eukaryota; Metazoa; Chordata; Actinopteri; Perciformes; Gasterosteidae. The record is from RefSeq and is a predicted model, not a curated record. Bases 178 to 2988 code for a protein of 936 amino acids. Gene Ontology annotation, biological process: GPI anchor metabolic process; endoplasmic reticulum to Golgi vesicle-mediated transport.